Molecule: messenger RNA, 3185 nt
Organism: Aspergillus saccharolyticus JOP 1030-1
Lineage: Eukaryota; Fungi; Ascomycota; Eurotiomycetes; Eurotiales; Aspergillaceae
Product: U3 snoRNA-associated protein UTP13
Exons: 3
Coding region: 52-2973 (973 amino acids)
Biological process (GO): endonucleolytic cleavage in 5'-ETS of tricistronic rRNA transcript (SSU-rRNA, 5.8S rRNA, LSU-rRNA); endonucleolytic cleavage to generate mature 5'-end of SSU-rRNA from (SSU-rRNA, 5.8S rRNA, LSU-rRNA)
Cellular component (GO): nucleolus; 90S preribosome; small-subunit processome
Molecular function (GO): U3 snoRNA binding; protein binding
Source: RefSeq, a predicted model, not a curated record
GCAUAAACUCCGAUUUACGUGGAUCCUUUUGGAUCUGUAGUUUCGCAGAUUAUGUCUAAAGCUGUGGUGAAGACGACCUUCGAGGCUUCUCGCACGCUUCGUCCCAUCUACACCGGAGGAAGCACUGCGCUCGAUGCCAGCGGUCGCUUCCUGGUGACAUGCAUCAGUGAAGAUGCUCUCGUGGUGGAUCUGGAGACCGGAGAUCAGGUCGCUAGUCUGGAAGGAGAUGGCGAGAUUAUCACAAGCUUAGCCAUCUCUCCGUCGGCCUCCCAUGUCGUUCUCUGCUCACGGUCCAUGUCUAUGCGAAUCUACUCUCUAACACCUCUUGACGAGUCCACACGUACGAUCGACGCGAAGCUACUCAGAAGUCUCAAGCCCCACACAGCACCUGUCGUGACGACUGCAAUUGAUCCCACAGGUACCCUACUGGCGACUGGUGCUGCGGAUGGCUCGAUCAAGGUCUGGGACAUCCGGGGCGGUUAUAUCACGCAUACCUUCCAUGGCCACGGAGGUGUCAUCUCAGCCUUGUGCUUUUUCCAGGCGCCAGACGUCACGAACAAAUCGUCCUCGAGUAAGAGGAAGAACAAGAACCAGUCGCACGACUCAGAUGAAGAUGAAGAAAUGGGAAGUUCAACGGGAAUUUUCCGACUUGCCUCCGGAGAUGAGGAGGGUAAGGUAUGCGUGUGGGAUUUGAACAGGAGGAAGCCCAUCGCAUCGCUUGAGUCUCACGUUUCGGUUGUGCGCAGCGUUUCAUAUUCGCCGUCAGAAAAUGCCUUGCUUUCAGCCAGCCGCGACAAAACCGUGAUUGUAUGGGACAUGCGAACAUUCAAGACGCGGAGGGUCAUUCCAGUCCUCGAAAGUGUGGAGGCUUCCUGCUUCGUCGCCGAUAGUGGAUUGUGUCUAGUUGCGGGCGAAAACGGUCGCUUGCGCGUAUGGGAUUGCAAUCGCGGAGGAGAGGUCACUGCCGAACAAGAACCUGCGUCUGAAUAUGAGGCCGUUGUGGCAAUUCAAUAUUCUCCCGGCAUGUCCUACGCAUUGACAGUGCAUGCUGACCAGACUAUCCGGUUCUAUUCUUUAGAGCCUUUGGCCAGCUAUAACCCAGGCACAACCUUGGAUCCUUUACCGAUUAUUCGGCGCAUAUCGGGCAACGACGACGAUAUCAUCGAUCUCGCAUAUGUUGGUUCUGACCGGUCGAUGCUGGCUCUGGCUACAAACACGGAGAGUAUCCGCAUUGUGUCGGUGGGACCAUCUGAAGACAGACCAUCUGCAGACGGAGAAGGAUACUUUGGUGCCGAUAUCACGCACCUUGAGGGCCAUGACGACAUCAUUAUCUGCGUUGAUGUAGAUUGGUCCGGUCACUGGCUGGUCACUGGUGCAAAGGAUAAUACUGCACGUUUGUGGCGUCUAGACCCUAAGAAUUCAUCCUAUACUUGCUUCGCGGUCUUCACCGGCCAUGCCGAGUCAUUGGGUGCUAUCAGUUUCCCCCGAGUCCCACCCCCCGCCAAUACUCCUGCCUACAACGAUCCUUUGAACCAUCCCCCUGCGUUCUUGCUCACGGGCUCCCAAGACCGGACGAUCAAGCGCUGGGAUCUCGGGAAAUUGCCUCCGUUAAGCUCUGACAAGCCCCACCACCCCAAGGCUAUCUACACCCGCAAGGCGCACGAAAAAGAUAUCAAUGCUCUGGAUGUCAAUCCCUCAGCGACAUUAUUCGCAUCUGCCUCCCAGGAUCGCACCGUCAAGAUCUGGGCAGCCGAGGAUGGCACCACGGUCGGUGUCCUGCGUGGACACAAGCGAGGUGUUUGGUCUGCACGUUUUGCCCCUCGAGGCACUCCCAUACUCAACUCCGAGAGCGGGACUAGCACCAACAGAGGCUUAAUCGCCACGGGCUCGGGUGACAAGACCAUCAAGAUUUGGAGUCUAUCGGAUUACAGUUGUCUUCUCACCUUUGAAGGCCACACGAAUAGUGUGCUUAAGGUGAUCUGGCUCCCGCCUUCAGAUUUAUCCCACCAGCAAGAGGAUGACGAGGAGGAAGAAUCUGCACUGGCACAGAACACAGCGGCACAAAUGCGUCCUUUGGUGGCCUCUGCCGCCGCCGAUGGCUUGGUCAAGAUUUGGUCCCCUUACUCGGGCGAGCUCGAGACUACUCUUGACAACCAUGAGGAUCGUGUGUGGGCGUUGGCCAGUCCGACCCCCUCCGGCUCUCGCGAAGAUGUUGCAUCUCCCACCACAUUCAAGACUUCUUCGCCUUAUGGUCUUGUUUCUGGCUCUGCCGACUCGACAGUCACAUUCUGGACCGAUACCACUUCUGCCACCUACACGGCCGCAGUGAACGCCAAUUCGGCUCGCAUCGAACAAGACCAGCAGUUACAGAACUACAUCCGCGCCGGUGCUUAUCGCGAAGCUAUCACACUUGCGCUCCAGUUGAACCACCCUGGACGCCUUCUCUCCCUCUUCACUUCCGCCAUUGAUGCUGCUGAUGACCCGUCCUCAACCGAGGCUAAGGACAUUGCGAAUCAGAACAGUCUCACUGGCAACGCUUCAAUUGACGAGGUCCUCCAGACCCUUGAUCCCGACAAUCUCCGCACCCUUCUUCUCCGCGUUCGUGACUGGAAUACCAAUGCGCGCACUGCCAGAGUCGCACAACGCAUCCUGUUCGCUCUGUUCCGGUCUUACCCUGCAUCAACGUUCGUUGAGCUCGCAACAUCAGGCAGGGCUAAGCGACGCAGCGACAGUCGCACUAGUGCAGGAUUGAAGGAAAUCCUGCAGGCUCUGGCUGCCUACACAGACCGCCACUACCGGCGAAUUGAGGAACUCUCUGACGAGAGUUACCUUGUGGAGUGGGUGCUAGCAGAGAUGGAUGGUGGUGUGGGCUUGGGUGGGUUGGGUGCUGCGAGCACAUAUGACUUCUUCGCCAACUCUUUGGAGGACAAUGUGCCUGAGUCCGAGAAGGAUGUCGUCAUGUUGGGAUCAUGAAGACAGGCCCAUGGAUCUAAACUGGAUUCCAGCCAUGAAUGAGAACAUGUAUAGAUAGACAAAAGAUCAUCUGUUAUUUUUGGAGAUAUUGGCGCUGUGAGCGGAGUCCUGCUGUCUUGCUCGAUGAUUCUGGUUGGGAGGAAUACCGCGUUGUAAAAAGUUAUGUUCGUCUAGGUGAUAAUGCGAUAUCUGUAGGGAGAAAAAAGCCAUUU